This is a messenger RNA of Sphaeroforma arctica JP610, 2554 nucleotides long. RefSeq lists its product as hypothetical. The record is from RefSeq and is a predicted model, not a curated record. Bases 1 to 2295 code for a protein of 764 amino acids. The transcript has 8 exons. Gene Ontology annotation, molecular function: protein binding. NCBI's taxonomy places the organism in Eukaryota, Ichthyosporea, Ichthyophonida. Gene Ontology annotation, cellular component: CCR4-NOT complex. Gene Ontology annotation, biological process: mRNA catabolic process; negative regulation of translation.
AUGACGGGUGGCAACGAUAAACUAGCCAACUCUGCGCAUGCAGACUUUGUGAGUGGCAAUUACAAGGCAUGCCUGGAGAAAUUACAUACCCUCCAACGAAGCAACCCGAAUGAUCCUAAGAUCAAGCACAACCUGCUGCUCACUAAGUACUGUGCAGUGGAGUCAGGCACACGCCCUUGCAUUCAAACUACGCUUGAGAGCUUCACACGCGUGCUGAAGCCCUUCGCGACGGAACAAAAGGAUGAGCAGAGGGGAAUGAACAUGGAAGGCAUGGUUGCAGCCUUUAACAAAUCACUCGUGCUGUACUCCGCGCGACAGUUCCAUGCCGCCGCAUCAGAACUCGAUAGGCUUCUGGUGUUCUUGAGCUCUACAUCAGACAGGCUUUCACAGAACAUAUGCUUUCUGCUGUUGGAUGUAUGUCUUCUGAUCGGUGAUGCGGGACGGGCUGCGCGCGCCUUCGAACUUCUUGACAAAGACAUGGUAGGCAUUGACAAGGACGAGAAGGAUAAGGACAAAGACAAGGAAAAGUCGCAACCAGAGGAAGAGAUUUCGCAGUUCCGCUUCUUAUUCCAUCUGUACAAAGCUAAGCUGUAUAUCAUGACGCGCUCGUUCAAGCUGUGCAAACGGGAAAUGAAAUCCUGUCUGAAUGCCAGUAAUUCGGAGCCUGCCGGAUUAUUCCUGAAGGGUAAUUUUGAGUACCUGCGGAAGAAUCACCGCAAGGCCAUAAAGUUGCUCAACGGGUGUCCUAAUCUGCCCGCGAGUACUGUGCUACCCGUGCUCUACUAUAAUAAUUUGGCCAUAGUCCAUUUCCAAUUGAACAAACCGAACAUGGCCGCAUUCUACUUUGCUAAGGCAUGGAAAGCUAAUGAAGUGUUAGCGGCCGCGCAAUCAGCGAGCCAAGGUACAUCGGUGUUGGAAGCCGAUAAACGUUAUGAGUUGGCGUACAACCAUGGAUUACAGCUCCUGUACUCAGGUCAGCCUAAGGCUGCCUUUGCCUCUUUCAUGCGGUCUAUUCCCGCCUUCCGCAACGAAUCCCUGGUGUGGCUCCGCUUAGCCGAAUGCUGUGUGGGUGUGCAUGCAACCAGGAGAACGGCCUUCAAUCGAGCAUCAGAGCCUGUGACCAUUGUGAAAAAGGUCGUAGGCACCAAGCCGUAUAAGACCGUGGUAAUAUCUGAGAACUUCCCUGAUCCAAUCAAGAUGACCCUGGCGAGUGGGAGGGCUAGUGUCUCCCCAGGGGAGCGACAGGAAACGAUGGAGACCAAUCCCGUGUGUGGGCAUGCUGAGCCUUCGCUGCAAUUUGGGCUGUGGUGUGCUAGGAAUGCCAUGGUGUUGGCGAGUGCACAGCAGAGUAGGGCAACAGAGGUGCAGAGUGCGUACGCGAGUGCCAAUGCGAGCCUGGCUGGGAACAAGGACGACGAUAGCGGCAACCAUGGCAACCAAAAUAGCAAUAACAACAAUAGUAGUACUGUUGAUAAUGACGGGGACGGGCUCUCAGGGCCGGAUGCGGAGUGUGUGGAGACAACCAUCCAGCUGAACAUUGUGUACCUGUCCUUACACCUGUGCGACUACAACUCGGCCCUGUCGGUGUGUAAAGACAUCCUUACGCAACGGCCAUCAGACGGUAAUGCUGAAAGAAGCGCAAGCAAGAGUGUGUCACCCACGCUGAGGUGCAUUGCGCAGUUGUACGCGGGAGAGGCGUUGAUACGUCUCGGGCGUAUUCAGGAAGCUGAGCACAUGCUCAGUCCCACCGCAGAGGGCUUUGAAGGUGCGUUUUUGGAUGUGACUGUGAAUAUGAAUGACCCGUACACUCUGCCGCACAGCACGCAUAUGCAGCCUGCGGCCCUGCCUGGGUCCAGCAGUCAUAACAGUAAUGCGAAUAAUGGGCGUGUGAGUGUUGGCAGCAACAACGGCAGCACUCAACAGUCUUCUCCCGGUAUGUUGGCCAACUCAUCAGUUGGAGGGGGCACCAAAUGUGCUAAUAUGUUGUACAGCUCGCGAGGCGUGCAGAGUUUUGUACAGAACUCGCCCCAGACCGCUUUCAAGGCCCAACUUCUGAUCAAUCUGGCCGUGGGAUUCUGCCGUAGAGGUGACUUUGACAGAGCGGAGAACGCUAUGAUUGCUCUGAUGCGCCUUCUUCCUCCAACCGUGCCGUAUCCGCCCCAGGCUGUAUUGAUAGCCGUAUAUAUGGAUAUUGCAAGAGGCAAUUCUGUGAACGCACUGCGGAUGGUAAAGCAGCAUUCUCUCCCACUUUCGUGGACUAAUAUGGGACAGAACAACAAUUGGCGACAGCAGUAGCUCGGAUAGCCGUCGUCAACCGCACGAGAGUAUAUAUGCACAUGGGUCAGAUGGUGUAUGUGCGUCGUGCCUCAAUCUUGCGUUUAAAUGCAAUAGAGAUGGCACGUUGUGAUAUUGUACAAUUAGAGGGUAUCGCAUACGCACAUACACAAUCGGGGUAAGUGUUCUCGCGCUCCAAUGAUUAGUGAUACUUCUACAGCGAACACCAAGCGUCCGUCUACGUAUACACACAGCACUCAAUAAAGCAUACUAAAUUGAC